This is a messenger RNA of Lottia gigantea (owl limpet), 621 nucleotides long. RefSeq lists its product as hypothetical. Gene Ontology annotation, biological process: piRNA processing; RNA methylation; siRNA processing. Gene Ontology annotation, molecular function: O-methyltransferase activity; RNA methyltransferase activity. The record is from RefSeq and is a predicted model, not a curated record. Lineage: Eukaryota; Metazoa; Mollusca; Gastropoda; Lottiidae. The annotation marks the transcript as partial. Gene Ontology annotation, cellular component: cytoplasm; nucleus. The transcript has 3 exons.
GUGGUAGAUUUUGGAUGUGCUGAAUGUAAAAUAUUAACUUUGAUAAAAACUGUGAAAUCAUUAGAGAAGAUAUUAUUGGUUGACAUAGAUGACAAGCUUCUACAGAGUCGAGAAUACUGUAUCCGUCCAUCAUUGGAGGAAUUUCUUCAUCACCGUGACAACCCAUUACAUAUUCAGUUACUAGCAGGAAGUGCAGCCAUAUUGGAUGAGAGGAUUAUGGGAGUAGAAGCUGUUACGUUAGUUGAAGUUAUAGAACAUCUAACAGACGAUAUUUUAACAGAAGUAACAGAGAAUAUCUUUAAUAACCUCCAUCCAAGACUAGUCAUAAUAACUACACCAAACUCUGAUUUCAAUGUAUUGUUUCCUAAUUUUACUGGCUGUAGACAUUGGGAUCACAAGUUUGAAUGGAGUAGAAAACAGUUUCAGCAUUGGUGUGAUACAGUUUGUUGCAAGUAUAACUAUACAGUAGAAAUAACUGGUAUAGGUGAACCUCCUGAACACAGUCAACAUGUUGGUUUCUGUUCUCAAGCUGCCAUCUUUACUUCCCUUGAAACCAACAGGCAGUCAACUCAAAUACCUACUGUCAAUUAUAAACUGGUUUGUUUUGACUUAUACUUCUAA